This is a messenger RNA of Paramecium primaurelia, 848 nucleotides long. The record is from the annotation of a GenBank genome assembly. NCBI's taxonomy places the organism in Eukaryota, Ciliophora, Oligohymenophorea, Peniculida, Parameciidae.
AAGUGUUUCAUGCUUGUAAAGUUUAGUAAUAUCCAUUAUUUUAAGAAGGAUAAAAGUUUAUUGAUAUAUAGACAAAGUUACUGUGGUUAUUUAAAAUAAGCAAUUUAGUACAUUAAUUAUAUAAAGAUUCAGGUAAAUUGUGGUUUGGGAUAGAUGGAGACAUUGAAAUCUGCAUUAUAAAUGGUACCUGAAGAUAUGUUGCUAAAAGAGAUAGUGUUAGUAUACUGGUCAGACAUAAUUGUAUUUUACAAUUUUUUAAGUAAAGAGGUAUUAUUAUAUUUGAAUAUUAGAUUUUAUAAUUAUUGGAUUAUUAUAGACAUUUGGCUACUCAUAUUUGUUUAUAAUUCUACGAAUUAUAUUUAUAAUUAUUUUAAAUAAGAAAUUCUAUAUCAGAUUUAUAUAAAUAUAGAAAACAUUUUGAUAGAGAUAAUGUUAUUAAAUAACCUAAAUGGUUUGAUAUAAAUAAACCAGUUCAUAAAUAAAUUGAAGAAUUUAUGUUGAAAUAAAAAUUAAAUAUGGGUAAUCAUACUGAUAGAGCUCUAUAAAGACCAUAAAUGUCAAGUAGAGGAUCAAAAUCAUAGAUUGCUUUUGAUACAAGAAUAGAUUAAACUAAAUUUUCAAGAUAAGAUAAUACAAUAAAAACACAUAGAGUUGGUAGAUAAGGAGAUAGUGAUGGAGAUGAUGAAGAUUUUGAAGAAUUGAAAUUAAUACUACAAAAUUCAAAUAUGUAAUCUAAAUUAGCUAAAAAGAAAUAAUAAUAAUAAGAAAAACAUUAAGAUUCUUAGAUGUCUUUCUAAAAGUAAUCUUAAGAAGAAGGUACUGAUUUACCUAAAGGUGAUUGAAUAAGG